CCAGUCUGGAGUUUUCCGCUCCACCGUGGUUCAUAUCUUCAAGGUGACGGAUGCCCUGCAACGAGUCAGGGCGAGCCUUGCAGACUCUGUGAUGAAAUUCAAAAUGCGUAAAAAAGACAAGUUACUUUGACAGCGAAGCAACACGUGCCGCGGGGGGCACAUUAAAUACUAUGGCAACUUUGUGGGUUUACUUACAGUCUCUCCGCAGCUCCGCACAUGAGUAGUUCAAGGGCGCUCCCAAGUUUCUGAAGCCAACAAGUUUUUUACUUCGAGCUUCCACCCGCAGCCAAUCGUGUCAUGUUGGAUAAAUUUGGACUGCAGAGCGCAGGUGUGCCCGUCUCCAGCGCGGACCUCCAGCUCAAACUGACGGAUAACAAGAGCAGCCUGGCCGCAGCAGGGAUGGGGAUGGAGAACGGCACUGGGAAGAAACUCAUAGAGAUAACUGGACCGGCUUUAUCCAAAAGAAAACUUCUGGUCGGCUUAGACCUCCUCUGCCUCUUUCUUGCUUCCAUCCCUUUAUUUGCAUGUGAGCUGAAGGCUGUGAGUCCUUACAGAAGGGGCUUCAUUUGCGGGGACUCCAGCAUCACCUAUCCUUAUCUGCACCGAGAGGCCAUACCAGAUGAAUUACUCAUCGCUGGCGGCAUCAUCAUCACGGGCCUCACUAUUGCCCUUGGGGAGUGUUACCGGGUUCGCUUCAGAGGCGUCCGCUCCAAGGCCUUUGUCAGGAACCUGUAUGUGUCCUGCCUGUACAAGGAGCUCGGCUGCUUCCUGUUCGGCUGCUGUGUCGGCCAAUCACUGACCAACAUGGCCAAGCUGAGCGUUGGGCGGUUGCGACCACACUUCCUGUCUGUGUGUGGUGUCACCUAUGCAUCGCUUAACUGCACACCUGGAACCUACGUCGCAACAGUGAACUGCCGCCAGCCUGACCACCGGUUGGAGGAGGAGGCCAGGAAGUCCUUCUUCUCUGGGCACGCUUCCUUUGCGAUGUACACAAUGCUCUAUUUAGCAUUUUAUCUGCAGGCGCGGUUGACAUGGCGUGGGGCUCGGCUGCUGAAGCCGGCGCUGCAGUUCUUCCUGGUUCUGCUGGCAGUCUACACAGGUCUGACCCGCAUCUCAGACUACAGGCACCACCCGUCCGACGUGCUAACAGGCUACAUACAGGGAGCCCUCACUGCUUACUGGGUGGCCUUCCACAUCUCAUCCAUGUUUAAAACCUCGAGUUCAGAUCUGUCUCCGACUGAGACCCUGGACAGCCCCUUGUCCCCCCACCAUACUGUCUGCUAAACCUCACCUCCACCAGCCCCUGCGUGUACCAACAUCCGCCUGUAGUCUGGUUUGGAUAGACAAGAGAUUCGAAGAAUGUGAGACCAUUUCCUGUGAAGUUAAACCACAUACCUCAGUAUUUGGACAGAGCGUGAGAGAGAGAGAGGGAGAGUAGAGCUUGUGAGAUACUGUAUCAGAGAAAACAUAUGAACUGAGAGAAAGGAAGAGGGAGGGUGCUGAAAACUAUACUGGCUGCUCGACUGGAGUGUUGUGUAAGCAGCCCGAGUACUUAACCCUUUGUCCUUAUGACUGACCUUAACUUCACAUGUGAUACUUACCUGUGAGAUGAGACGACUGAAUCCUGAACACAUACCACUACCACUGUAUUCGUCACCUGUAAAUAUAUACAGAUUUUGUACAACUCGAAUGAUACUGUAAAACUACUUGUUGAUUUCUGUUAAUUAUUGUAUUAUUAAUUACCGCUUUGUAAGGAUUUGGUAGGAUGUAAUAUAUUUUGUACACACGUGAUAUAUGUUUUAGCUGUUGUUUUUUUUUUUACAUAAACCCAGUGAAUGUAAUGGUGUUGAAGGAAAGCAAAAAUAGCGAGAAAGCAACUCAUUUUUCCUAAUGUGUUGUACGAUUUAGAUGUGGCGGGAUGUGUCCAUCCUCCUGUGUGCAGUGUGUUUUACACGUAGUUACACAUAGUUUAUUAAUGAGAGAAUGACUAUGAGAAUGUCUACACAAUAUAUAUAAUCCAUGUUUGAAAAGUAUGGACUCUACUAGUUCUCUGACUUUUUUUAUAAUGCUAAUGUAUGUUGCAAGUCUACUUACCAGUCCAAGAGCACACAGAUCAAUAAAUAAAACUGUGAUUUAAAAAAAUAUAA
This is a messenger RNA of Siniperca chuatsi (mandarin fish), 2147 nucleotides long. Its product is annotated as phospholipid phosphatase 3-like. Bases 298 to 1284 code for a protein of 328 amino acids. Gene Ontology annotation, biological process: phospholipid metabolic process; signal transduction; phospholipid dephosphorylation. Gene Ontology annotation, molecular function: phosphatidate phosphatase activity. The transcript has 6 exons. The record is from RefSeq and is a predicted model, not a curated record. NCBI's taxonomy places the organism in Eukaryota, Metazoa, Chordata, Actinopteri, Centrarchiformes, Sinipercidae.